Molecule: messenger RNA, 1026 nt
Organism: Adineta steineri
Lineage: Eukaryota; Metazoa; Rotifera; Eurotatoria; Adinetida; Adinetidae
Source: the annotation of a GenBank genome assembly
AUGUCAUCUAUUAACGUUACGAUUAAUCAAAUAAAUACAGCAACAACAAUAAGUGUUAUGGUUUUAUCAUUUUUUAGUUUUGGUUUUGGUGCAAUUGGUCUUACGUUAAACAUUCUUGUUUUUAUGCGUCCAUUUUUACGUCGUGAACCAUGUGCAGUAUAUUUUUUCUGGUCAACAUGUUAUAGUUUAUUGGUUGUAUUUGUAAUUAUGCCUAUACGUAUUCUUUCAGAUGGAUACAAUAUAGAUAUUUCUACAUACAAUAUUGUAAUUUGUAAAACAGAAGUUUAUAUUUUUCAUGUCAUUCGUACAAUAUCCUGUUGGUUAAUUGUAUUAGCGUCUAUCGAUAGAUAUUUCAAUAGUUCAGCAAAAGUUCAAAUUCGUCGAAUGAGUUCACUUAAAAUAGCACGAAUAGCAACAGCAUUUAUCAGUAGUCUCAUCAUUAUAUUAUAUUCACCUAUGAUUAUUUAUUAUGAUUUAACCUAUUCGACUAAUGGAUCUGGUAAUAUUGUAUCAACAUGCAAUAGCAGAAAAGGUAUUGAUCGUUCAUUCGAUGUAUUCUGGUAUUUGAUUUUAUAUUCUCUUUUUCCAUCGUUAUUAAUGCUUCUCUUUGGUUUUCUUACAAUUAUAAAUCUUCGUCGACAUCGUCAAAUUGUUCCCGUAGGUCCUGGAAAUAAUUCAGUUGUCCGACGUACAGAUACUCAACUUUUACGUAUGUUAAUUACUCAAGUAUUUGUUAUUAUCAUUUUUACUUUACCAUUCUGUAUUGUUCAAAUUUACGGAUGGUAUACUGCAAGUUUAGUCAAAGAUGGACUUCGACUGGCUGUAGAAAAUUUAAUAUAUCGAGUUACAGGUACAAUACCCUAUUUUGCACACAUAAGUAGCUUCUAUAUGUAUACAUUAACUGGAACUAUUUUUCGUAAAGAAUUGAUCAAGAUUAUGAAACGAUGUUGCCAUUCAAAUCAAAAUCUUAUGCCAGUUACUCAAGCUGAAACACAUAAUAUGUCUAUGUUACGUAGCAAUCUUUAA